UAGUGAACAUCUGCAAGUAUAAAAAUAAAUUUGGAUAAUUCGUUAUAACCUCUUAUAACUCAAAGAUAUUUCUAACGGAACGAACACUCAUAUGUUCAAUAUUUCUUUGAUUGAUAAUAAUAAAUCUCGACAGAUCUGUCGAGUUAACGUUUCAUUUUGGAAAUGAAUUCGAUAAUCGAUCGAAACGUACCACCUGAUAUUUUACAAUGCCACCUAGGCCAAUUCAAUGCUCGUUUAGGAUUAUCUGGAUAAUGACACAGGUGAUCGUUAAUUUAUUAAGUCCAUACACUACGUUGUUACAAUUUUCUACAUAUGGAUCGUCGAUCGAUGAUCAUCAAUUCCCAUAUUUACAUCCAUCCGAAAAUCCUGAUUGUCAAUUUCGUGUAUCUAAGCGUGAAUUUUAUGAUCAAACUAUUCAAUAUCAACGAAGAUUUCCAAUUGAUCGAGAACCGUCGAUUGAGAUCAGAGCAAUUUUAGUUCGUUGUUCUGAACCAUCCGAAGAAAUAUUCGAUGAACGUGCAGGAAUGAAUUAUAUUAAUAAAAAUGAAACGUUCUAUGAGAAUUUCGAGACAUCGUCAGAUCGUGAACAAAUACAUAAUUGUCGUCGAAAGUUGAUCAUAACGUUGAAAUUAAAUAACAUUGGAAAGACUAGAACAGAGGAAGAAUACAUAGUAGUCAGUCAUGCUUUAGAUCCGAUUACAAUGCAGAAAUCACGUUUGCAGAAUCCUUAUGUUAUUAAAGUUCGCCAGGAAUCGGUAUUACAAUUGUACGGCUUGAAAUUUGAAAAGGUUGUCAAUGCCGAAGCAAAGGAGCAGAUUAUUAACAAUCAACAUGUUAAUUAUACGGGAUGUAACGAUGGUAUAGAAAAUCCUACAUGUGGUCUUAUAUAUGAAAAUGGAAAUCUUGUUCCUUUUAGUCAGGGAUUCUGUUGUUCGUGCCAUUCCAAAGCGAAUGGAUCGCGUCAGACGAGAAAAGAAUUGAACGAAUCAGUUGGAAAUUUUUCUUCGAAGAUAGAGACGAAAGACAAAAGGAGUGUAAACAGAUCGAGCAACAGGUCGACGACGUUUCGUAAUGCAUACGAACAAUCCUUCAAUGAUUCCAAAUUAUCAGCUGUUGCACGUACCGAUAAAACGGAAAGAAUGAAGGAAGGUCAUUUGAUAUACACCAGUAGACGAUUGAAACAGAAUAAUGUCGGUAAUAAUGUAUCGAGUGUCGAUAAUGAAGGUAACAACAUCGAUAAUGAACAAAUCAACGUCGGUAAGAAAGAUAUUAAUGUCGAUAAUAAAAAUAUAAUCGCAAAUAAUACGGAUAUCAAUGUCGAUAAUGUAGAUAUCUAUGAAAGAAACGAAGAUAAAAAUAGAUCGAAGAAUAACUUAGUAAUAAAAUCAGAUCUGAUUAAAAAUGAGAAUAUCGAGGACACGACAUCGGCAUUAAUAAGAACUAUUUUAUUUUCUCCAAAAAUGCAAAGCAAAGGAAAAAUCGAGCCGUAUAUCGAUAGCAUUAAAGAUCAAGCGAUAAGAGAAUCAAGGAAUUUAAAUGAGAGUUAUAAUAGAUCGUCAAUUAAUUCGAAAAAUUUCGUCGACGAAUCUCGUAUUAUAGUCUCGGGUACUUUAAAUUCGAAAAAUUACGAGGAUCGUAUCGACGACAUCGGCAAAAACGAACGUAAAAAUUUAAUGGACGAACUGACCGAAUUGGAAAAGGCAUACGAUGCUCUUAAGAAAAUGAGAAAAGAUAAAAGGACGAAUCGUAGUACGAGAAAUGUAGAAUUGACACGAUAUAUAUAUAAAAAUUCGAAAAGAAAUGAAUUCGUUGACAAUAACAUCGAAAUGAAAACGAAUGGAUUCUCAAUGCAUUCGACUAUAGAAAAUCCUAUGUAUAUGCGAACAAAUGUAAAGUUUUCAAAUACUAAUGUUGAGAAGUUUAAAGACAAUAGACUUCCCUUAAACAAAGUAAUACCUUCAAAUAAAUCCUCUUUCUCGUUGAAUCCGGUAAAUGGAGUGGAGAAGUCCACGGAGAGAGCUCAAGAAUCCAGAUAUCGUACAAACGUUCAACCGAGUGCCUGGAAAGCGAGGCAAAUCUCUGAUCUGAUUAUAAGUCGUUCUCGUUUAAAUAGUACGACCGUUGGUAAUCCAAGAAGAAAUGUUGUCCCUUAUCUCGAUCUAGACGAUGCUAAGAUCGCCUUAAAGAAGAUAAAUUCGUCAGGUGGUAGAAACUUGGCGUUAAUUUAUCAAACGGCCGAUAAAAACAACAAAGACGAUUACGACGAUAUUGAUGAUAAAUAUUCGCACGAUCGUGGACGAUCUAUAAGACGAUUAUUAUCGAUCGAUCGUUCGAACAAUAAUUUACGUGGCAUGAAACAUUCCUUAGAAUAUGAUGAACCACAAAGUUUUGAAUACGAAGAUUAUCAUUAUCAACAAACCACUCUAGGGAGGGAGAAUGAGGAUCGUGAUAAUCGUUUAAAUGAAAUGAUUGAUCUAAAUACUGUUACUUCGUCGAAACAAAGAAUUUCUAUGAACGAUGAAUUAUACGAGAGUUCCAAUGAUCAUAAAAGCAUUAUGAAUGCUGACAAAUAUAUCAAACAUAUGGCCAGGGUGAUAGCGAAUCGUAGCAAUUCACAUUCUAAAUUGAAUAGAAAUAAAAUUUACAAUGACAAAUUAAAGGUUGUUAAGAAAAAUGUCAUUGAUCUUCCGAUUUAUUCGAAACGCGAUUAUUAUCUGAAUUAUAAUCCUGAAAGAUCAAACGACGUUAGAAAAAUACGAAAGAAUUUUGAUUUUAAUUCAGAAAAUUCCAACGACGAAUUAACUUUAAAUCAAAAUCAAAAGUACGAAGAUCAGAUAUCCUCGUUGGACAAUAAUAAUCGAAUAUAUCAAACAGAAAAUAAUUUAAGAUACAACGAUCAAUCUCGUUCGAAACAAUCAAGAUCCUCUUUCGAAACUUUGGAAAAUGAUUCGAUCGAUCCGAAACAAAUAGGAUACGAUGUUAAUGAUCAAAAAAACGAAGACAUUGAUAUUUCUGUUAAUGGUAAUAUUCACGUCGAAGGUGGUAUUAAUGGACGUCCAAUAUCAAUUGCUUUCGUUGCUGUACCUGACGUCGAAUCGGAUAUAGAUAUGAUGAACAAUGAUAGUUAUUUCAAUGAGCAAAAUUCUAAUUUGAAUGAGAUUAAUGAUCGAAAAGAUUUACCGUUCAAUAUCGAAUCUAACGUUUAUAAACUCGAAAGACUUCCUAACGAUCAGGAAGAAAAUGAUAAUUAUUAUUCGGAUUAUUCGGAUGAUGAUAAUCCUGAACUUUCGAGAGAGAUCAAUUUGGCUAGGGAGAAAAAGGAGGCAGAAAAUUAUCAAGAAGAUGAUUCGAAAUACGACGAGAAAUUGACUUACGGCAAUGUCACAUUUUUUAGAAUAAUACCGGACAAACCUUGUCCAUCGUUGUCGUCGUCCUUGACAAAUAAUUCCUCUAAUAAUUUAAAAAAUAGUAAUUCUUAUGAUUCGAAUUUGUAUCUACCAUUUCUUAAUAUUUCUAAUUCUGACGUAUUGAAAACUACCAGUAGUAAUGACAGUAAAACAACAUCUGAUAUCGAUUUGACAACCUCAAUAAUAUUCACAGUAAUGGUUGAUACUACUACGCCUGAAUCGACUGAAAAAUUGCAAGAUCAAAAGGAAUGUUCGAUCGAGACUACGAAAAUUUCGAAGAUAACUGAAUAUGAAUCAUCGUCCAAACAACCACCAAUUCAAGUAUUACUAACGAAUAUGCCUGAUAUAUUCGUCAAACAGAUUACUAAAUCGACCGAAACGAUUGAAAAGAAUUUGAAUAAAACGACGACGACGACGACGACGACGACGACGACGACGACGACAAUAACGACAACAAUGAAAACAACAGCAACAACAGCAACAACAACAGCAGCAACAACAGCAACAACAGCAUCAGCAUCAACAGCAUCAGCAUCAACAGCAGCAACAACAGCAGCAACAACAACAACAACAGCAGCAGCAACAGCAGCAACAACAACAACAACAACGACAUCGACGACCACCAUUGGGGGAGAUAAUUGUUUCCGAACGAAAGUUACUCUUAAAGAAAUGAAAAAUAAUGAGACUAUUUCUACGAAUGUUCCAGUAACUGUUAAUGAAGUUAGUUCAACUACAACAACGAUAAUUACGAAGUUAAAAGGAUUCCUUCGGUCGAGCAAUAUGGCCUCAUCAAAUUCGAAAAAUCAGAUCAGGGACUCCUCUCAGAUGCGUUACAAACAUAUUAUCGUGCCAGAUGAUGAUACAUUCUACGAAUCGAAUUUAACAAAUUUUAAAACUAAAUGCGACGAGAUCGAUGAGGAUAAAGAUACACGGAAAUCAAUAAUACCGGCUUUGUUAUCAUCGGCGAAUGGCACUCUUGGAAACUCAACUUUUCCACUCGUCGAAUUGAGAUCUUCUGCUAUAAAAGAAAAGAAAACAAGGAGGAAUACUCUUCUGGAUUCCACCUCGAAAUUACUCUCCUCGAUAAAGGCGAAUUCUAAAGGACCGUAUUAUCAAACUUCCUUCAACUCGGAUAUGAAGGAACAACAGCAACGGAACUACGGAUCAUCUAAAAGUUCUGUUAAACGAUCGCUUUUAAAAGGUCACGAGAAUAACGACAAAUCUUUUCUAUUUUAUCCUCGCCAAAACCAACCACAACAUUUUCCUGAAUUGCUAUUGAAAAACUAUGUACCCAACGAUACCGAUACGCAUACUGCACUUAUAUUAAACAAGAAACAAAUGUUUUUGGAAAAAGAUAAAAGAAAGGAGAGAAAGAUUAAUGGUCGAAAUUCAAAUGAUUUGAAAUUUCCCAGACAAGUAAUAAAAUCAAAAAUUUCGAUGGAUACUCCGUCAAUUGUUAAAAGAGAAAUGAAAAGAAAGAAGAAUCGUGUCAAGUCCAAUGGCAAAGCUAAUUUGGAAUCGCUUUUGAAAAAUCAUGCAUCCAAAGAGUCUAAAUUAGUAUCGAAGAAGAAAAAACAUGAUACACGAGAUUCAAAUGAUUCGAAAUCUCUUAGAAAUGUAAUUGAAUCGGAUGCAUCGAUAGAAAAAGAUUCGUCGAAUUUGAAAAGUGUAAUAGGAAGGGAAAAUUCUACCGACAAAGAUAAUUUUCCAGAUCUCCAUAAACGAAAGAUAGAAAAACGUAAGAAAAAGAAGAUGGAUGAUGACGAUGACAUAAAGAAACUAACUGGUAUACGAAGGAAGAAAAAAAAGAAGAAAAAGAAGAGAAAGAAAAUGAAGAAUCAGGAAAAUAUGUUCGACAUACCGGAGGUCAAAACUAAAUGGAAAUUGACGAAAAGAAAUUUAUUGAGUAUUUCAAACGUAAAAAGAGAAAUGAUAAUCGAUGAUUCUGAGAUCUUGAAAUUAAUAAAAAGAAAUUCGUUGAUUGUUCCGAAGAUAAAAAGAACAAAUAUGGAGAUAGAUGAUAAUGGAUUUGAGAUAUUGGGAUUGAUAAAAAAAAAUUUGUCGACUAUUUCGAAAAUAAAUGAAGGAAUGGUGAUAAACGAAUCGAAGGUUUUGAAAUUGGCAAAGAGAAAUUUGUUGAGUAUUCAUGAAAAUAUUGGAAUGGACAAAUCAAAGAUCUUGAAAAUGAAUGGAGAAACGUAUAAAGAAUCAAAAUCGACUUUGGUAGGACAGAGGCAAUCUAAAACAGAUGGUAAACAAGUCCGUGGUGGACGGGAUUGUUCGAAUCGCGAUCAGUCGUUGGACAUUGACGAAUCGAAAUACUCUGAAUCUGCCCACUGCCUUCGCUUCAGUGAUCUGUGGUAUUCUGUUUAUCGCUUGGAUGAACCGAUAUUAGACCAAGCUGUGUCCCUUCAAUUAUAUGAAAAACGAAGUUUACCUGAUGGUACUACUCGAUGGGAGGAUUUAACUCGUUCAAUGAUUAGAUUAGAUAAUUUUGCUAGACGUUAUAGAAACAAUGACGACACUCUUGCCAUAACCUAUCGUGCUACAAGAGAAGUAUCAAAACAAUUUCCUGCUACUUUGGAUGUUAAAAAGGAUCGAUUGCUGAUACCAUCUUCUAUUUCUACGGGAAAAGAUUCCAAGAUCGGCCAAUCUAAAGAUGCAUUUGAAGAAUAUCUGAUUGUAAGAGCGAGCGAAAUCAGCAAGGAUGGAAAUGAAUGCGACAAAGUUGGCGUGGGAUUUAAAGCAUUCUUUGAACAACCGGAUCGUUGUAGACGUCUUGAAGGAACCUGUUUGAAAAAUCAACCUUUAUCUUAUUGGAAACAUGACAGGGAAGCACGGGAAGCUGGGCGAGCUGGUUGUUACUUCUUGAGCAAUUUCGCGUCUGUGCCGAGAGAGGCCAUCAAGUACAACGUGAGCGGAAGCGGAAGCGGCGAGUUCCUUGCUCUGGAGUACCAUUCCCCGCACGUGUCUGCGAUCGACAUUGAAGUCAGGAACGACUACAAUAGCGUCGCCAGUGCAGGGCCAUUUGGACGUAUAACUCAUAUAUACGUGGACAGUACAUCUUUAAUACACACAAUCGUAAUGAUCGUGAUACGGAACGUGGGAUCAACACCGUCGAUUUAUCGUCCUAGAAUCGUUAACUGUCCUCAAGGACUUCCGGCAUCUUGGUCGAACGUGAAAGGCCUUGUGCAGAUAAUUUUACCACGACAAAAUAGAAGAAUAGUCUUUGAUCUCUACGGCGAACUUCCUUUCAAUGAAUUCGAAUGUACCGUGGAGCUGUUAGACCGUCUUGGGAAAACUGUGGCUACGAGAAGAAUGAAAGUACGAAGAAUGGAUCGUUGCUUUUGCGUUUGGCACUGUCUCUGCGCUUGCGUUGCCGUAGCCGAUGGCUGUCGACCGAUGUCAACGACGCAUUAUCACGCAGCUGGAUUUCAGUCUCCUGUACCAAACGUCCCAAUGAAAUCUUCUUCCUUCGAUGGAAGUUUCUUCGACGUUAUAUUCUUACUUCUCUCUAUAUUGGCACUUCUCCUUUUCAUGGGUGUAUCAAAGUGGAUCAUAGGAAUCUAUAUUCCUGAAGUUAGUCGUUGGGGAUUGGAUACUUUGCUUAAAACAACCAAGAUGAGCGAGUAUUUUGAAGAUGAUUUAAAAUGCAGAUGUAUCGUUACUGAUGAAUCAGGUUUUCCAGUUCAUCCAGAUACAGGAAAUAGAUCAAUCAGGAUUUGCAGCAGAAAAACAGAGUUUCUCUUAAAUGUUAUAUUCUUCUUAGUUUAUCCAAUUGCAAUUAGUUGGCACCAUAUAAAGAAAUUCAUUAGUAAUGAAAAUGAAAGUUAUUGUACGGACGAGUCCAAAACAUGCCUGACAAGCGACAAAGACGAGUAUGAGAACCUAGUAACCGUGUGCACGUACGGCGACAGCAAAAAUUCUAAAAUGGAAGCGGAUGAUACGAAUUAUGUCAUGAACGAGCUAAAGAAAUCUCAAGAAUCUUUACAAGAAUAUAAUAGAUACAAAAGAUAUCGUUGCUGCAUGGAAGGAAGAGAUAGAAAUAGAAAUGAUUAAGAUCUAUACCAAUCGAUCGAUGAAUCAUUAUUGUGAUCACUAUAGUGACUUGAUACAACCAAAUGAAUUACUGUUAACGAUGAUCGAUCGACAAGAUAAGGAGAUACAAUUCUUGAUCGAUGAAGAUCUUCUUCCCACCUCCAUUCCUGCCACUACACUCCCCCCUGCCCUUUCUUACCCCUCUCAGCGGGGGCUACAUCCUCUUUAACCCGUCCGUUCUUCCUCCCUCCUUUCCCGCACCGUUCACUCUCAUCUUAGAAGAUUUCAUCUUUAUUAAAGAAAUGUAUAUAGACUAUAAGCAAAGCAUAAAACACUUAUAAAGUUUAACAUCGAAAGUUUGCUUCGAUACUCGUUAGAAAAAGUUGCAUAUCUCUCGGAGGUAGCGUUUUCCUUCUGAAUUUUCGAAACGAGCUCAGAGAGAGAGAGAGAGAGAGAGAGAGAGAACUACAAAGUUUCUGCCUCUCUUAAUAACGAACGAACGAAGAAAAUGCACGACGAAAUCUUCUCGUAACCGGAGUUAAACCGAAUUUUGUUUGUCCAUAUAGUAACACGGUAAUU
Vespa mandarinia (Asian giant hornet) is the source of this 8024-nucleotide messenger RNA. RefSeq lists its product as uncharacterized. Lineage: Eukaryota; Metazoa; Arthropoda; Insecta; Hymenoptera; Vespidae. The record is from RefSeq and is a predicted model, not a curated record.